CGAGCCCCGUCUCCCUGCUCAGCUCAGGCUUAUGAUGGAUUCCGUUCUUCUCAAGCGGUACAAUGAAACGGCCGCCAAAGCGGCUUAUUUGGAGACGAUACAUGAGACAGCUAAAUUACACGAUCUAUCCGAUGACAUUGGCCCGCAUACAAUUCGCCUGAGUAUCGUUUUCACCGUCAUUGCGGUCGUCUUCGUCACUGUUCGAUUUUUCUGCCGCUGGAAAUUCGGCCACCGCUACGGCUGGGACGACUGGCUCAUAUUAGCCUCUGUCAUAAUGCUGAUUGGAAAUAUGGCCAUGAACAUUGUCGUCGUUCGACAGGGCCUUGGUAAACAUGCCGGGGCUCUCACUUUGGAGCAGAGGCAGAGGAUUGACAAGACCCUCCUGGGAUGUGAGAUUAUGUACCUCACCAGUGUCAGUCUGUUCAAGCUGUCGCUUCUAUGCCUAUAUGCCCGAAUAUUUCCGGUUAAAAGCGUCCGGGUCGGUGGCUACAUUCUUGGGAGUGUUGCCAUAUCCUGGACUAUCGCCUGUAACUUGGCAGCCAUCUUCCAGUGCACUCCUCGAAACAAGCUCUGGGAGCCAUGGCUCGAGGGAACUUGUAUUAACUUGUUUUUGACCUUUCUAUGCGUGUCAGUCCCUAACAUUCUUUGCGACAUUGGGAUACUGUGUUUGCCAAUGCCCCAAGUAUGGAAGCUGCAAACCAACUUUGUACAGAAAGUUUUUCUCACAGGCAUCUUUCUUCUUGGUUCAUAUGUCGUCUUUACAAGCAUAUACAGGUUCAGGGUGUACCUUCUGUAUGAUUCUAAAGACAUGACUUACUCCUUGGCAAGGGGUGCUAUGUGGAAUGUUAUAGAGAUUAGCAGUGGUAUUGUUAGCAGUUGCUUGCCGACCUUGGGCCCUCUAAUGAAGCUGCUCAUUCGACCCUUUUACUCUAGUACCAAGGGGAGCAGCGCUUCGGCCUCUCUAGGUCGAAAGGACAUUGUCACCUUUGGCAAAAGAAGCAGCAAGAACAGCAAGACUAAAGAUCCAUAUGCUAGUCUGUUCAGCCAAACCGGAGAGGAAGAACCGACGCUCGUCCCCGGUCACAGCGGGUUGACUAUUUCAAUUGGAACGAACACGCGCAGUCACAAUUCCAGCGGCGAUGAGAUCCCUCUCACUUCCAUUCGACAGCAGACAAAAGUGGAGUGGAAAGAAGAAUCAGAGAUUACCAUUCAAGAUCAACAUUGCGAUUACAAUCUCCAGAGAGGAAGUACAAGUCAGAAUGGGGGUGAAAUAGUAUGAUAGUAAUGGAAACAUUCCGGUUGAGUAUCGACAUCAUUAUUGUGCUUUGCUUGGGUAAUUACUGAUGAAAUAGACUGUCCAACAACAGGGGUGCGCCUAAUUUUGGAACGGGACAGAGUUUGUUGUCGAACAGUAAUAUAUUUCCCGUGUUUUAUUAAUAAUGAAAUCGCAUAGCUAUUUCCUAGUAAGUAAAACGUCUUUAUGACAUCUUUCAUAGAGCAACUUUUACAUUGCGUUUAUAUUCC
Messenger RNA from Ilyonectria robusta, 1524 nucleotides. RefSeq lists its product as uncharacterized. Lineage: Eukaryota; Fungi; Ascomycota; Sordariomycetes; Hypocreales; Nectriaceae. The transcript is spliced from 4 exons. The record is from RefSeq and is a predicted model, not a curated record. The coding region runs from base 32 to 1279 and encodes 415 amino acids.